This is a messenger RNA of Vicugna pacos (alpaca), 3429 nucleotides long. NCBI's taxonomy places the organism in Eukaryota, Metazoa, Chordata, Mammalia, Artiodactyla, Camelidae. The record is from RefSeq and is a predicted model, not a curated record.
AGUCUCAAACCCACUUUGCAGCUUCUCGAUCACUGUUUCUACCAUCUUCACGUGCUCGGAGCAGGGCGCAAGGUGGGGGCUGGUGGAGUGGACCAAGUCCGACUCCCGACGCGGGCGCCGCGACGCGUCAGACAGACGUCCGGGGACUGGAGGAGAGCGCGCCGCCGGAAGCGGAGGGAAGGUGGAGCCACUCCCCUAGACCCGGGCCCCGGCUCACUCCUCCGCCCCCUGCACGGGGCGCGGGCGGGGCUAAGGCGGAAGGGUCCGGAAGGAGAUGACGAUGUAAGUGAGCGCCGGCGUCGCGGCAGCGGCUCCAGAGGAAGCUCGGCGGCCGUGGCCGCUGUGAGCAGGCCGGACGCCGCCUGGCCAACGGGACUUACCCUAAAGCUGGCGAAGGCGGGGCCGCAGUCCGAGCUGCCGCAGUAUCUGGACCCACAGUCGGGCAGGUGGCGGCAGCGAGGGACGUAGCUGCUUCCAGGUCUCAUUAUGCAUCAGAAAAAUGAAAAAACAGAAGAAAAGUCUAUGGAGGAAAAGAAUCCACUUAGCCUUUUCUGAGAAAUGGAAUACUGGGUUUGGAGGCUUUAAGAAGUUCUACUUUCACCAACACUUGUGCAUUCUGAAAGCUAAGUUGGGAAGGCCAGUUACUUGGAGCAGGCAGUUGAGGCAUUUCCAGUGCAGAAAGAGGGCCCUUCAAAACCAGAAAACGUGGAACCAGGAUGAACCCCUUAUUGCUAAGGCAAAGUCCAGUGUGGCUGCUCAGAAUCUUAGUACUUUGUCCUCUAAAGUGAAGAGAAAAGACACUAAACACUUCGUUUCCUCCUCAAGGACACUCCUGAAACUUCAAGCAGAGAAGUUGCUGUCAUCAGCAAAGAAUUCUGACCAUGAAUACUGCGGAGAGAAAAAUCUCUUGAAGGCAGUUGCUGACUUACCAGCAAAUUGUGUGUUAAGUCAGGCCAAUGGUCACAGACCUAGGACGGAGCCACAGGCUUCUGACUUUCCUAUGAAGUUCAAUGGGGAGAGCCAAAGUCCAGGUGAGAGCGGCACAGUUGUGGUCACCUUGAGCAACCAUAAGAGAAAGCGCUUUUGUUACGGCUGCUGCCAAGGGCUGGAGCGCCACAGGAAUGGGGGACCCCUGAUUCCAAAAAAUUUCCAACUUAAGCAACAUAGAAGAAUAAAAGUAUCUCCUCAUAUGAUGUAUGAGAAAUUAUCGAUGAUUAGAUUUCGGUACAGGAUUCUCAGAUCCCAGCACUUCAGAACAAAAAGCAAAGUUUGCAAGCUAAAAAAAGCCCAGCGAAGCUGGGUGCAGGUCACUGGGGACCAUCAAGAGACCCUUAGGGAGAACCGUGAGGGUGGCAGUUGCAGCCCAUUCCCUUCCCCAGAACCUAAAGACCUUUCUUGUCAGCAUCAACCAUACCUUUCAGAUAUGGACAGCAAUGCUGUGGUGAAGGGAAAGAACUCUCAUGUGCCUGAUGGCCACGCUAAAGGAAGCCCUCUCGUGGGCAAGGAGCUUAGUUUAGACGAAGCAUUUCCUGACCAGCAGAAUGGCAGUGCCACAUAUACCUGGGACCAGUCACCCUGUUCCUCUCCUAAGUGGGAGUGUACAGAGCUGAUUCAUGAUUUCCCCUUACCAGAACAUCGUUCUAGUGGUGUGUUUAUCUCGGAAACUGAGAGAGAAGCUAUGGCUCUGGGUCAGGAAAAUCGGACAAGUACUGUCAAUGAUGACAGAAUAAAACUGUCAGAGUCUGGGGCAGAUCAGUCUGUAAGUAGUGUAGAUGGGCCUGUGUCUGAAGAGACUGUUCAAAAUGAGAGCUCAUGCCAGAUGGAUGAGGAUGGAUCAUUCAAGCAGAACAUUCUUAGUUCUAAGUUGCUGGACCACCCUUACUGUAAAAGUCCACUGGAGGCUCCUCUGACGUGCAGUGGACUCAAACUAGAAAAUCAAGUGGGAGGUGGGAAGAACAGUCAAAAAGCCUCUCCAGUGGAUGAUGAACAGCUGUCAAUCUGCCUUUCUGGAUUCCUAGAUGAGGUUAUGAAGAAGUAUGGCAGUUUGGUCCCACUCAGUGAAAAAGAUGUCCUUGGAAGAUUAAAAGAUGUCUUUAAUGAAGACUUUUCAAAUAGAAAACCAUUUAUCAAUAGGGAAAUAACAAACUAUAGGGCCAGACAUCAAAAGUGCAACUUCCGCAUCUUCUACAAUAAACACAUGCUGGAUAUGGAUGAUCUGGCAACCCUGGAUGGUCAGAAUUGGCUGAAUGACCAGGUCAUUAAUAUGUACGGUGAGCUGAUAAUGGAUGCAGUCCCAGACAAAGUUCACUUCUUCAACAGCUUUUUUCAUAGACAGCUGGUAACCAAAGGAUAUAAUGGAGUAAAAAGAUGGACUAAAAAGGUGGAUUUGUUUAAAAAGAGUCUUCUGUUGAUUCCUAUUCACCUGGAAGUCCACUGGUCUCUCAUUACUGUGACACUCUCCAAUCGAAUUAUUUCAUUUUAUGAUUCCCAAGGCAUUCAUUUUAAGUUUUGUGUAGAGUGUAUUCCACAACAGAAAAAUGACAGUGACUGUGGAGUAUUUGUGCUCCAGUACUGCAAGUGCCUCGCCUUAGAGCAGCCUUUCCAGUUUUCUCAAGAAGACAUGCCCCGAGUGCGGAAGAGGAUUUACAAGGAGCUGUGUGAGUGCCGGCUCAUGGACUGAAACUCAGCAGGGACUCUGGGAAGUCUGACCAAGUUGGAGCAGAUGGUUUGUUACUUGAAUCUCCAAACACUUAUUUGAAUUUUUACAGAUAUUUCAGAUCAGUGGUGUUGGGCCACUCUUGUUACCUCAAAUUUAUUUUUUGCCCUUAUUCAUUUCUCCAGCUACCAUGUACUAUUUUUUAAUGUUCAGUUUGGUUUCAUUUUUAAUUUUAUGGAUUCUGUGUGUCUCUCCCCUCCCCCAUAUUUAAUAUUUAUUAUCCAAACGCAUGCAUAUAGACAGAGCAUGCAGUGCAGAGUAUUAAAAAAAAAAAUAACGCGUAGUAGAUUUGGUGCAGCUUUUGAAACUUAGCUAGAUGUGAACUGAACACAGGUUCAAAUUUUAAUUCCAGAACCUAAAAAUGCAGGAUGUUUUUGAUACAACAUAACUCUGAGAAAAGUAGAUGUUCCCUGGGGCAUAAAGGGUAGCUAGGAGGGGUUUUGACAAAGCCAGUCGUUUUGUCUUUACCAGCAGGACUUUUCACUGACUUCUCUCUCCAGGAGAGUCGCUUUCCUUUUGAAGGGUGAAAAGGAAGUGGCCAUAAACUGACUGGAGUGUUUACGUAGGCACACUUGUAAGCGCAGUACCUGCUGUGGGAAGAGUUGAUUAAGGUAUGAGAAAAAGACAGUGACCUUGGGGGUCCAGUUAAUCUUCACACAUGAGAGAUUUCAAUCCUGGUUUUAAAAAGAACAAUAAUAAAUGCUUUAAUCUUA